GCAUCAGCGAAAGAGACGCGAACUGUCAAUCGAUAGAGAAUUUUUUGGGAAUCUCCGCGCUUGACGAGACCAUCUUCAGGCGCGUUUUCAUAACAACUAACAGUUUUCAUUGACUCCCGAUUUGCGUAUUUUAUUCCAUCCUCGCCAAGCCCCUGAAUAUAUCAACCGACUAAAAUGUCCGAGGUCCAGGAAACCGUUCCAGAAGGUUGGGAAAAACGCACUAGCCGGUCCACAGGAAUGGUCUACUAUCUCAACACUUACACUAAGGAAUCACAGUGGGAUCUUCCUACAAAAGCGGCCAGCCCCGAUGAAACAUCCGAAGUCCAGUGCGCCCACCUGCUGGUGAAGCACAAGGACUCCCGUCGACCGAGCUCCUGGCGGGAAGAGAACAUCACACGCACCAAGGGCGAUGCGCUGCGCAUUCUCGAGGGAUACCGGAAGCAGAUCAAAUCGGGCGAGGCCACCCUGGCCGAAUUGGCCCAGCAAUACUCGGACUGCAGCUCUGCCAAACGGGGUGGCGAUCUGGGAAUGUUCAAACGCGGCAUGAUGCAGAAACCAUUCGAAGAGGCCGCCUUUGCCCUGAAGGUCGGCGAAAUGUCCGACAUGGUGGAUACCGAUUCCGGGGUGCACCUGAUUCUCAGACUAAAGUAAGCAAACAGUGAACAAAUGGUGAAUGGAUUUAAAUUAGGUGGCAGAGAUUAAAGCAAAAUAAAAUUCAUGUUAGCAGAGUUUAGCUGUUUAAAGUAUA
This is a messenger RNA of Malaya genurostris, 748 nucleotides long. Its product is annotated as putative peptidyl-prolyl cis-trans isomerase dodo. The transcript has 3 exons. Gene Ontology annotation, cellular component: nucleus; cytosol. The record is from RefSeq and is a predicted model, not a curated record. The coding region runs from base 175 to 651 and encodes 158 amino acids. Gene Ontology annotation, molecular function: protein binding; peptidyl-prolyl cis-trans isomerase activity. Lineage: Eukaryota; Metazoa; Arthropoda; Insecta; Diptera; Culicidae.